Molecule: messenger RNA, 1486 nt
Organism: Colletotrichum godetiae
Lineage: Eukaryota; Fungi; Ascomycota; Sordariomycetes; Glomerellales; Glomerellaceae
Product: ribosomal protein S7 domain-containing protein
Exons: 3
Coding region: 317-1351 (344 amino acids)
Biological process (GO): translation; ribosomal small subunit assembly
Cellular component (GO): ribosome; mitochondrial small ribosomal subunit
Molecular function (GO): rRNA binding; mRNA binding; structural constituent of ribosome
Source: RefSeq, a predicted model, not a curated record
CACAGUUGACGGCUAACGGAGCUACCUUCCUCCGGGUAGAGCUCUAGAGACCCACUUAAUCUGAAGCUCGGGCUCUGGACGUACUGCGGUAAGUACUGUAGAGGCGUAGGUAAGCAGUCGACGUUGCGAGAGUGGAGCGGCAACAUCCGCGCGACUCAAUAAUUUUCGUGGAUCACGGAUUGGCCGCGCUGAGUCGAAAAUCGCUAGUCGAAAUCAGGUACCUUUUUUCAAUUCCUACGACCGCCCGACGCCUCGAUAUACCUCAAUCGACGGCACACGAUACGAUUUCGGCAACUUGUACACAUACAGAGCAGCCAUGUCUCUGCGGCCGAGCCUACAGACCGCCUGUCGAGCGCUUGCGCUGCGCUCCCGACCCCUGGCCCAUCGACAGGAACCUCUGGUCUGGGCGGCGACGAAACGAGCAUACUCUGACGAGCUGCGCAAGGGCGAACGGAGUCAGAUUCCAGCGUUGAAGAAGACAGAGAAUGCGGCUUUCCCUCAGGGUCAGGAAGUCCCCGAAUCCGCGCCGGGACAACAGCAGCCAACAAAUGAGGCCCUUGAAGCUGCCGCGGCACUGAGCGAGCUCGCGGAGGCGGCAAAGGGACAUAGCGCCGGUCUUGAGGGCGGCCUGACGGAGGCCCAGGAGCAGUUUCUGUAUGCUGAGGGCGCCAUCCCACCUACACAAUCGGACGGCAACGGCCAGCGCGAUCUCGAGAUCAUAGCCAGCGGUGGACUGCUCGCGCAGGCCGGGGAUGCCGAGGUCGCUCCGUCACAGUCGUACAAGUUCCCGCUGCCUACGCUCCCUCUGCCGCCUCAUAGCCACCUCAAGUCCCGGUACCACCCAGUGCUAGACCAAUUGACCAACCUGAUGAUGCGAGAUGGCAAGAAGGCCCAGGCGCAAAGAAAUAUGGCCAUGGUCCUCAACUUCCUGCGAACCUCCCCUCCCCCGAUCAUCAACCCGCGAUACCCGCUCCUCCCCGGCGCCCCGCCGCCGGCUCACCUCCCCCUGAACCCCGUGCUAUACCUCACACUGGCCGUGGACUCUGUCGCGCCUCUCAUCAAGAUCCGCCGCAUCGCGGGCGGAGCCGGUGGUGGUAGACCCUUGGAACUCCCGGCCCCGCUGGCAGUCCGCCAGAGACGGCGCGCGGCGUUCCAGUGGAUCCUGGACGUUGUCAACAAGAAGGCGUCUAAGGGGUCCGGCCGGACGCAGUUUGCGCACCGCGUGGCGGACGAGCUGAUUGCCGUCACCGAGGGGCGGUCGGGCGUGUGGGAGAAGCGGUUGGCGCUGCACAAGUUGGGUACGGCGACGCGUGCCAACUUGACCGCCAAGGUUGUCAAGCAGAAUAUGUAGAGUGGGUGGUGAAGAAUUUGUACGAAGAUGGAAGGGGGGGAAAAGACGUUGAGAGAUUUGUAGCAAAGCUGUAUAUUGUACUAUAUCAUCCUGCCAAUGUAAGUGCUCAAGAGGAGCCUUUCUGCCAAAAUGACA